This is a messenger RNA of Closterium sp. NIES-65, 369 nucleotides long. Lineage: Eukaryota; Viridiplantae; Streptophyta; Zygnematophyceae; Desmidiales; Closteriaceae. The record is from the annotation of a GenBank genome assembly.
AUGCCACGCGUCACAAUCACCAUUGCCACCUUCACCGGCUUGAGAGCCGCCCCCGCGAAGGUUGCCGUCGCCAAGUCCGUGGUUUCCUUCACCCCCCGGGCGCAGAGGCUUUCCAUCUCCUGCGCUGCGUCCCCAGACACCCUGACCAAGGUGCGGGGCAUCAUCGCGCAGCAGCUGGCUGUUGAGGUGGAGAAGAUCACCGCCGAUGCCAAGUUCGUCGACCUCGGCGCCGACUCCCUCGACACCGUGGAGAUCAUGAUGGCGCUGGAGGAGCAGUUCGACAUCACCCUCGACGAGGAGGGUGCUGAGAAGAUCUCCACCGUUCAGGAGGCCGCCGAUCUCAUUGAGGAGCAGGUUGCCAAGGCUUAA